AUGGCUUCCAAUGAUGAGGAUAUUAAAAUCAUUCCCGGUACUGAAUUUGUUGUGGAUGGAUUUAAAUAUAAACAUAAAUAUAGUACCUUCUUUCUCACUCACUUUCACUCGGACCAUUAUGCUGGUCUUAUUAAAACUUGGUCGCAUGGAAUAAUCUUUUGUACCAUUCCAACAUGUAAUUUGGUAAAGAAACAAUUUACCAUUGCUGACAAGUAUCUUCGUCCUUGUGAAUUUAACAAAACGUAUGAACAUAAAAACGUCAAGUUCACUUUCUUGGAUGCAAAUCACUGUCCAGGAAGUAGCCUCAUUCUGUUCCAAGUACAAAAAACUGGAAAAGCUUUCUUGCAUACUGGUGAUAUGCGUUUUGAUCGAUCCAAAAUGUUGGAUUGUGAAGAAUUACGACCUUACAUGAGAGAUGAUAUUCUAGACAUGAUCGAAGAAAACAAUGGUGGAGCUAGCUCUUCAACAAGACCUCCAAAAAAGUUUCUGGACUCGAUAUUUAUUGACACUACCUAUUGUGACCCAUACUAUACAUUUCCAAAACAAAUGGAAGCUAUUGACUUUAUUUCUGAUCUCAUUACAAUGAAAUUGAACAACAAGUCAAAAUCUUAUCUCAUUUUAAUUGGAACCUAUUUAAUUGGAAAAGAAAGAAUUGCAGAAGGAAUAAGUAAGAAAACAGGGAAGAAAGUAUUUGUAACAUUUGAAAAGUACAAGACACUAGAAUGCCUAGCUCUACCUUACAUGAACAUUUUUACGAUGGACAUUUCUCAAACCAAUAUUCACAUUGUAAAUAUGAAAGAUAUUGCAUGGAAGCGACUUUUUCAAAUACGAGCUUCCAAUAAGAAUGUUGACGAAAUUAUUGCCAUCAAGCCCAGUGCAUGGUGUUUCAAAGAAAUGGAUAUUCCAACCUCCAUGCCUCUCGACGGAUCCAUUCCAGAGGUUCCAGUGAAGGCCACUCGAAAUAGCAACAUUACACUCAUCGAAGUACCCUAUAGCGAGCAUUCCAGUUUUACAGAGCUGCGAGAUUGUGUUGGAACUUUCAACUUUACCAACUUGGUUCCUACUGUCUACAAGGAUCCACAUCAUAAGGCAAGAAUUAUUGAAAUGUUAGCGGAUGAUUUUCAAUAUACUCCAAUCACUGUGAAAUUUACAUUACCAGAAGUAGUGCUCACUGAGAAAAAUGUUGCUUCUUCAUCAUCCAAAUCUUCAACACCAAAAAGAGCUAAAAAGAAAGAAGCUCCCAAGAGGGAUGACAAACAGAAACCAAUUUCACUCUUUUUCAGAGCGAAAAAAGAAGUGAAACCUAUCAGCACAGAAGGUCUAGAUGUUGUUUCCACACCUUCAUCCUCGAGCACGCCUUCAAAACAAGAAACACCCACUCUCGAUCUUGAUGAUAUUGAUUUUGACGAUUUGGAAGAAAUCAUGAAUGAUGAUGAUAUUGUGACAGAGAGCUCGACGGAUGGAGUCUCUGCUCAAAAACUUUCUGUCUCGGAUUCUCCAAUGACUCUCUCUGUGACUCCACUCUCGAAUACGAGUAGGAGUGUACCAUCGCUGGAUAUUGAACCGAUUGAUGUUGACGAUGAUUUUAGAGAUGGAAGUCAAUUUGCCAUGCUGUUGGAAAGUUCGCCCAUGACUAUGGAUUUUUCACCUAUUUGCAUUGAUAGCCAAGGAGAUGAUGACGUUGUACUCAAUCCAAUACCCAAGUCUUCAAACCCUUUCCUUAAAAACUUGAAAAACUCAUCACAACUGUCGUCGAAAACAUCAUCUGCCUCAACCACUCCCUCCCUUAAUAACCAAAAGACAAAACUCAAGCUAAAAAGGAAAUCAACACCCUCUGGCUCAUCAAGCGAGACGAAAAAGUCCAAACCUUCUCCGAAUUCAUCCUCUUCGACGUCACCACAAUCAAGUAUUCUUUCUUUCUUUGCUCCUUCUUCUUCAAAGCCAAUCACAAUCAAUGAGGUUGUAGAUGAAUCAGGAAAUAUCAUCUUGUCCAUUGAAGACGAUGACGAUGUGCUGUAA
This is a messenger RNA of Naegleria lovaniensis, 2019 nucleotides long. RefSeq lists its product as uncharacterized. The record is from RefSeq and is a predicted model, not a curated record. The transcript has 3 exons. Gene Ontology annotation, molecular function: 5'-3' DNA exonuclease activity; damaged DNA binding. Gene Ontology annotation, biological process: protection from non-homologous end joining at telomere; interstrand cross-link repair; double-strand break repair via nonhomologous end joining. NCBI's taxonomy places the organism in Eukaryota, Heterolobosea, Eutetramitea, Acrasida, Naegleriidae. Bases 1 to 2019 code for a protein of 672 amino acids.